Cucumis sativus (cucumber) is the source of this 872-nucleotide messenger RNA. RefSeq lists its product as uncharacterized. NCBI's taxonomy places the organism in Eukaryota, Viridiplantae, Streptophyta, Magnoliopsida, Cucurbitales, Cucurbitaceae. The record is from RefSeq and is a predicted model, not a curated record. Bases 191 to 541 code for a protein of 116 amino acids. The transcript is spliced from 3 exons.
CCCCUAUCUUCAGCUUCAGUGAGAAAAUCGUUUAUCCGAACGGAGCAGAGAUGUUCGAUUCUACGCCCCUUCACUGCCCUUUCACCACGAUUUGCCCGUUGCUGCAACACAGUUGCCAUUACAACUCUUCAAUUUCCACAAAAUUCCGCCCCCCCACCUCAACUUGUCUCUUAUCCAGGCCUCUGGACCAAUGGGGUUUCCUGUUUUUGCGGUGAAGAGGUUGGGGAAAGGUGGCAUUGCCCUCACUGAGCCAAGUGAUUCCGACAUUGGCUUUGAUGAAUUUUUCGAUGAGGGUGAGGAUAAUUUUCAGGACGAGGAUGAUAUUCUUUUGCCGUUAAAGAACACGAAAGAGUGGCAUGCGGCGAGGCCUCGUGGAUUUGGAGAAGGGAAGGUGUAUGAUACUUCGAUUGAAGACAACUUGCUACAAGAAAUGGAGCAGAUUAGGGAAGCUCAAGCUGCUAAUAUCAAUAAGCUCAAGGAUCAAUCUCCUUCUAAUCCCAACUCUAGUAGAAAUGUCGUAGAGAUAGCAGGGUAUGGAUAGACUUCUCGAGAUGGACUUAUUUUAAUUAAAGGCUCUGGAUCGACGUAUGCCUCUGCCACUGUGAUCACUAAUGGAGUCAAGUUAGGGCCCUAUGAACUCUAAGCUAAAUUAUGAUCCACGAAGUCAGGACCCUUAUAUUUGGGACCAUAGCUAUUAGCUACCUGAAAUCAGGCCAAAGUCUUAUAACAUGAAACUUAAAAGACCAAGGACUAUAGCGGUUUCCAUCCAUUCAAAGGAAUCUACUUAACAUCCCAAGGGAAUAUUCUUCAAUAGAGAAUUUUUAAAUCUUUUGUUGUGAGAAAAACACUAAAUCAUUUCCACUCUCCCCCUU